AGCAGGGAGCAGCGGGCAUGGGGCACAUUGGGUGCCAAUUCCGAGCCCUGGUCUGGAAGAACGGACUUUGCCGCCUGCGGCACCCGGUCCUUUCCCUCGCCGAAUUCUUCUGGCCCUGCAUCUUGUUCAUGAUCCUGACGGUCCUUCGGUUCCAGGAGCCCCCCAGACGCAGAGACAGCUGUUUCUUGCAGCCCCGGGAUCUGCCCAGCCGAGGUGUCCUCCCCUUUGUCCAAGGGCUUCUUUGUAACACCGGCUCAACCUGCAGGAACUUCAGUUUUGAAGGGUACAUGGACCACCGUUUCCGGUUCCAAACUGCUGCUGAUGACAGGACGGUCAACAGCCUGGGCUUUUUAGAAGAGAUGCAGGACCUGGCCGAGGACAUUUAUGAGACAGCGAGCAAGGCGAAGCACUUGCAGAAACUCUGGGGAGAAAGAGUCCAGACACCAGAUUCUUCUUACGGUGCCAGUUUUUUAACAAUGAAUCUCAACCAAACCGAGGAGCUGAUAUCAGAGUGGGAAAUCCUCCACCAACAGCCGCAUGUCUGGGACUUCCUGCUCUCACUGCCAAGGCUAGGAACAAACAGAGCUCGUGUGGGAGAUGCCACACAAACCAUAGUGCACUUUCUCCAGGCAGUUUUAAAUUCCGUAGCAGCUCUGGACCGUUUAGACUGGCUACCACUCAACGCAACGUCCUCCCCGGUCUCUGAGGUCGUGCUGAACGUGACCAUGGCGGUGCUGGAUUUCCUGCAGCAGCCUGGACGAGUGGCCGCUGAGUCAGUUUACAACCUUUCCCUGAAGAACAUGGUAUGGGACCCGCAGAAAGUACAGAAUGACCUCAAAUCCCAGUUUGGUUUUGAUGAUCUUCAAACAGAAAGAAUCCUGAAUUAUUCAGCAGAGUUGCAGGAGGUGUUGGACCAGUGGCAGCAGAGUGGCCUGCUUUACAGUGUGCUCACAGGCGUGGGCCAGCGCCUGCAGGCCCUCAGGGACCAGUACGAAGAGGGGGACUUGCUGUGGAAGGUGGCAGAAGCCCUGCGUGCCGGAUUGCACCUCCUCAGUGAUGCAGCGGAUGGCUCCAAAGACAGCCACACCGCUCCGCAGACAUUCCAGCAUCUGCAGAAAUUGCAGAGUGUGCUGCAAAAGCUGCCCCAGUGGCCAGCAGUGGAGAGCCUGCUGCAGCUGGACGGGACCCUCAGGAACGUGAUAGCCCAGGACUUGGAUUUCGUCCAAGGAAUCCUUGCUCACGUGGAGACUUCAGUGAAUGAUUCUGUACUGGGUGGAUCUGACCACUGGGAACUAGAAAAGGAUGCAUUUUUUUUGGAGUUAAGGCAGAUGCUGAUGAAGAAUGUCACCACCACCUGUCUAAAUGGACACUUGUCUGCGGAGGCUGCCAUGUCCCCCAGGAAUGCCAGCAUCUGGGGGGACCCCUGGGGACUAUUAUGCCACCGUCUAUCCUUCAAUAAGACCAGAGUUUUUAACAGGCUGCCUGGUACAGUGGAGAAUGCUGAUCAUGUUUUGCAAGAAGCCGUUGCUGGGCACACAGAUCUUCUGGUUCCAAACCCUGAAGCGUAUCCGGGCUGGCAGGACAUCGAGAAGCAGCUGACAGAAGUGAGCCACUCCUGUUCUCAGCUCUUCCAGUUGCUAGAAGCUAAUGCUUCUUUGGGGAGCAGAGUCUCUGCUGGUGACUGUGAGAACCAGCUGGUCUCCAAUGUGAUAUUUCACAUUCUUGAAAAAGCACAAUUGUCUCUGGGACAAAUGUCCCACUGGAAAUCCUUCCUAGAGUUUAUCAGGAAGACUUGUGAGAUGGCUCGAUAUGUGAACACAAAAGGAAGUUUCCAGAACACUCUGUCGGCUGUCUCUGAGGACUCCCCUUGUUAUGCAGAAAACAUGGAUUGGAAAAUCAUCAGUGAUACUUACUAUACCUUUUUGAAUAACUUUCUGACAUCUCCAGUAACUUCUGCAAUCAGGGCCUUCACAAAGUACCUUCUAGCAAUGGAAAGGAAGCAGCAUGCCCAUGAGAAUGAAGAGAUGAACUUUCUUCUGUGGUUCUUGGAGUUUCUGGAGGAAUUAUUGUUGCCUAAUCCUCUUGAGUCAUCUAGUUCUCAUGAAUCCCAUAACCUCUUCUCUCUUACUGAGCAGUUUGUGAACAGAAGUGUUUUGUGGGUAAAACACUUAAAAAAUUUAGAGAGGAACUCAUCUAGAGUUGAUGCUCAGACACUUUUGGAAUUUGGCAAAAUGGUGAUUGAGAAAAUACAAACUCAUGGAAAUCACUGGGUGAGAAAGGCAUACGGAAAUGCUUUAAAAUUCCUGGAAUUAACACUUCUUGAAAUGAAUCCCUGGCUGCCAGAAUUACGGCUCUCUGGCAUUUCAGAAGGAGAAGAGGCUAAGGUAGAAACCUUGUCUACACUUCCAAAUGUUUCUGUCCCAGCAAAUGAGAAGCUUCUCAGUAAGAAUUUUAACUUUUCCCAGUUGUUUCAAUCUCAUGGGCCUGGGUCAUCCCCUGUGAACGUGGAUUUUGUACAUGUAAGCGAAUCUAUAAUACGUAGCCUCCAUGAAUUUGGGUUUCUGUCCCAGGGAGAAGUCUCAGAAGUGCUGGACACAGUGGAUGCUGUCAGAAAUACAUCUGUUCUUUUCUCGGCCUUUUCUGAACUUCAGAAACAAGAAAUUAAUACAGUGUUGGCUCAUGUCUACCUAAAUGUCUUCAAAGACAAGGAUUCUGCUUUACUUCUGCAAAUCUAUUCUUCAUUUUACCAAUAUAUGUACAAGUUCUUGAGCCUUCAGAAUAGAGAACCAUUGCUCACUUACCUUAGCCAAAUCUCAAGACACAUUUUGGACAUUGUGAAGCAGUUUAAUUUCCAAGACAUCCGUAAAGCAUUUGCAUUUUUGUCCGAGGCUGCUGGGGUUCUUGAGGGUAUUUCUGAAGAGUCUUACUGUCAGCAGUUGCUUUCAGUUUUAAAUUUUUUGGAACUCCAAGCCCAGUCCCUGACGUCUACCCAGGACCAAGAGUUGGAAGUGAUCCACGCUACUUUGACAGUCCUCAAACAACUGCUCGCAGCAGAUGAGGAUUUUCGCAUUUCCUUGUUUCAGUAUGUGAGCCAGCUCUUCAACGGUUCAGGGGAUACACUGUUGGGCAGUAAGUGCUUUAUUUUGGAUAAUAAAACAAUUUCUUCGGCAAACCGUUCAGCAGUUGAGGGGCCUUCAGGGAUCCUCCCAUGGGCACAAGUAUACUCAACCCUCUCCGCCAAUGUCAGUGUUCUCAGUGAGUUUACAGCCGUGCACUGUACAGUUUCAUGGCUUCAGAUGUGGGCUGAGAUCUGGGAAAGUGUAUCCCAAGUAUUUAAUUUUGACUUGAAUGUUUUUACCUCUCUCCGUGCUGGUCUCACUCAACUUUUGGAUGAACUGGAAAAUGAUGUGAAAAUCUCUAAAAGCUGCCGAGGACUGCUUCCCAACCAUCACGCAGCUAGACUGAUACUAAAUUUGUUUGGCAGUGUAUCCUACACUGAUGGCCUCCACGUUGGGGAUGAUUUCCUGGACCUCAGGGAUCUUUGGGUACCAUUAGGUGAUGCGCUGGUUACAGUAAAGUCACUGAACGUGGCCCAAAUAGAGAGAUCUCUUUGCGCCAUGGAAACUUCUCUGCAUCAGCUAAAGUCAUUCCCAUUAGACACGAGUACAAGCCGAGAGUUUUUCUAUUCCCUGCUUGAUGUUUUCAUUGAGUUAAGCAAUGCAUCAGAGCAUGCGGGUGGGCAUGCAAAGUUGAUAAAUCGCUUUCUUCCCACCAAUCUCACAGAUUAUGGAGCGAAGUUUGAACACAUCAUUGCUGAGUUAAGAGAAACAAUAUUGUUUCUUAGGCAUGUGGCACAUGAUAGAGAUUUAUUGUCCUGUGCUGAUGUUUUCCAAAAUGUGACUGAGCUGCUUGUAGAAGAUGGCUUAUUAUGUGCAAAUACUUCCCAGAGGAUGGUGUAUAUUCUGGCCACGUUAAAUUCCAUAUUUUUCUCAGGGAACACAAUCAGCAACCUGAGAGGAUGCACUGCAUGGGUAGAUGUCAUAAACAACCUGUACUCGAGGUGCAACUCAAGUUUUUCACAGCGCCUCCUUUCCAGUAUUUUUGGAAGUUUCCCAGAUACAGAAAACAAAAUGAACUCUACACUAAAAAUUGUGACUUGGGUAUUAAAUAGAACGAAACCUCUUUGUUCUUUGAAUGAACCAAAUGUAAACUGUGUAAAUAGGUACUUGAAAGACAUAUCUGACUUUCUAAACACUAUACUUACUGCAGUCUUUGAAAAAGAAAAGCUACCUAAAUUUGAGCUUUUAUUAGCUCUUUUCAAUGAUUCUACAGAGCAUGUGAGAAUGAUUAUCAAGGACUUAAUGAGAAACUUUGAUUCUGCUUCCCAAUCUAACUGGACAAAUUUUAAUGGAUUAAUUCUUAGACCCAUAGAAGUGUCAGAUGGAAUUCCUAACCAAUUUCAGAAUGUUUGGCUGCAUUUAAUGGCACUGGGGAAAGAAAUUCUGAAACUUGUGCAAGAUAUUUCCCCUAACACCCUGGGAAAUAUUUCUUCUAAAACUGAAAAAAUCUUGAGUUCACUCACCACCACUUUAAAGGAAAAGGAUAUAAACAGUUUAGGCAAGUCGUUUUAUCAUUUAGCUAAUUACCUUGCCCUCAACUUAUCUCAUGAUCUCCAGAAUUCACCAGAAAUUGUUCCAGAUGAAAUAAGGACCUCAGUGGAACUUGGUAUUCAGUUGGUAAGGGAUGUAUUCAACUCCUUAAUGCCCACAGUCCAGCACAAUAUUCCAGUCGACACAGGUCACUUUCAGGUUUUGAGGAAAGUGUCAUCUCUCAUGCGUAGUCUCAGGAGAGCAGACAUAGACCUUUUAGUAGGACAGCUGGAACAAAUUAGUGAAAGCUUAGUGGGUUUCUUUAAGAAUCUCACUAGAUUAGGCACUGAUGCCGGAGGAGUAGACUUGCUGGUUGGCUUGAUGGAGAAGAUUGUAGACAGCUCACACUCUUGGAGUGUUAACCAUCUCCUGCGGCUCUCCCGCCUCUUCCCUAGAGAUGUGGUCAAUGCAGUGGUGGAUGUAUACUAUGUCCUUCCUCAUGUCAUGUGGCUCCUGGAGACAGUAGCUGAUAAAAACCUCACAGAGGCCCUCAAGGAUGUCCAUGACUUCACACUCCUUCACGGCAUCAGCAUUGCCAACAUCUCCAAGGAGGACUUUGCCACUGUGAUAAAAACUCUUUCCGAUACAAUUGAACAGAUAUCAGAGCAGCCCGCUCUGCUGUCGGAGGCUUUAACUUGCCUUCCUGUGCUUUGGUGCAGGACUCAUACAACUUCUGGGUUUCUGCAGAAUCCUGAGUUAGAAGGCUGUGAUGCACAGGGGCUCGUGUCCUCUUCCUUUUAUGGCAAUGUGGCCAGCAUGCUGGGCCAUCUCCACCUGUCUCACCCAGCGGGGGAUUCACAGUGUUCAAAGAAAAGCUCACACAUCGCAAUGAUGAGAAGAGCGGUCUGUGUAAUUCAUGAGCUAGCAGACUGGAAUUCCAUCCUCCUGGAGCUGUCUGAAGUCUUUCACAUUAAAACUUCGCUGCUGAAAACUGUGCAGGAAUUUUGGCACAAAGUGUUACCCUUUGUCCCACCUUCUGGAAAUCAAAGUAACGGCAGCAUCCCUGAAUUUUGUCCUAGUGGUCCUAUUAAGCAAGUGGCUUUGCAAAUCAUAGAAAAUCUAACAAACGUCAACUUUACAAAAUUUAUUUCCGGUAAGAACAUGUUUGACAAGCUAGCUGCUUUAAACAAGAUUCUUAAUAUUGCUGAAGGUACAGAGACUGCUGUUCAAAAUAAUAUAUCUUUAAAUUUGGAAAGGAUAAUCAAAUCAAUUACUGGGGCCUGGAACCCAGAAAACAGAACUCAUUAUCUACUCCCUCCACUCAUGAGCCUUCUGAAUACAAAUCAUACAGGUAGCAAUUUAGAAGCAUUGGAAAGUUUUCUUAAACCAAAUGAAGUAGCGUAUGACUUUGAAGAACUGUGGCUGGACUUCAAACACACCGUGGAAGACCUGACACGUGACGGUAGUGUGAGACACCUGCUGUCAGAAAUUACCAAAGAAAUCCCAAGUAUAAAUUCAGUGCGCCUUCAAAACACAACCUUGCAGCUUUCCUAUGUUUUAGAAAUCCUCAAUUCAUCAUCAUUGAAGAUGUUGGAAAUUAUCGAAGAUUUUCUACCAGUUAUAAAAAACUGGCUUCAUGAAUAUGCAAAAGAAGAUUACUCCAGAUUGAUACAAACAUUAUUUGUCCCUGUGUCCAAUGAGAGUUCAACUGACAAUACACCUAGGUUGAUUAAAGAUAUCAGUACCUUUUGGGAAUAUUUACAAAACAUUUCUAGAGAAGGCGCUUUCGAUUUUACCUUUCUUUCUCCCUUGCUACAUCCGGAACAGCUGGCUAAGUUUUCUCUUGUUCAGUGGCUUCUUGAAAAUAUUCUGGUCAGUUCCAUCCAUAGUGUAGCUGGGAGUUCUCAGGAAGCAGGCCCAAGUUUAAAUGCUACAGACCUUCACAUAAUGAAGCUCAUCAACCUCACCUUGAACCAUCCGUGGUCAGGAAAUGGGGGGAAAACAGUUCUCUCUGCAAGACGCAUGGUGGCUUUUGUGGAUCAGCUUCUGAAAACAUUCUUUUCCCUUCUCCUAAAGGAAAAUUCUGACAACAAAUUAUCUCGUCUGCUUAAAGACUUUGAUGAAGCUAUUGCAGAGAUGAGUUUUGUCCCCAGAGGUAAAAUCCUAGAAGCUCUGAAGCUGGAUCAGUUUCUGACCUCAGGGAAUGAAGACACAUGGACAAAAAUUUUCUCAAGCUUGGAGGAGGCUAUACAUCACGUGCUCAGAAGUUCUUUCACGACAGACGGUGGGGAACUCUUUUCUGAUAGCCCUGGAGGGCUGGAGUUCGUGCACGAUUUAGUCAGUGCCCUCCUGAGGGAGACCUCAGUGGAGAAUCAGCCUAGAGGUGAUCAGGACUUGCCGGCUAUGCUGGGCCAGGUGCUUUUCCGUGCAAACAACUCUGCAGAUCUCUUCCAGCUCCACCAGGACCUGAGGUCAGUUCUUCACCUUGUACGAGAAAGCUCCACAGAGAUGGCAAACCUCGUGAAUGCUCUGCUAACCUCACCCGAUGACUUCCCUACCUUGUAUCCCUUACUCCAAGAAGUCAUACUUGCUAACCUCACUGACUUGCUCUACUUCACAAAUAACUCAUUUCCCCUGCGAACUAGAGAAGCCCUGGAAAUUACUAAGAUGCUGCUUGGGGUCAUUUCCGAUGCUGGCCUAGAAGGUCAUGUCCCAGAACCCCUCGUAGAAAUAUCUAGAACUCUAGCCACUUUGGUAGAAGACAGUGCUGGGCUGAAAGAUCUGGCCAUGACAGUGGACUCCUUUGUGAAACUUCUCCAGCUGGCCAAGAGAGUUGCAGGGAAGAUAGCCACGAUUUCCAAAACUCAUUUAAUCUCUAAUAACAAAGACAGAAGGAAAUUCUUUGACACUCUAUAUUUCAGCAUGCAGCAAAGAGUCCAGCAUCUUGUGAAGGAAAUGGCUACUUUGAAAAAAGAUCAUUUAAGAUUUGAAAACAUCAAUGAUUUCUUGAUGCCAUUUCUUGACCUUGUCUUUGGGAUGGCUGGGGUGGAACCUCAUGUCUCACAAAACCCUGAUGUUUCCAGUCUGUUGCCUAGCUCCCUCUCAGAUGUGAACCAGUCCAAGGACUUUACCGAGAUUUUGGAAGAAGUGGUUCAAUUUUUAACUUCCCUGCAAAUUGAUUUGGGAGACUUGGAGCGCCUUGUGGUGGCAAUUAGUAACGGGACUCGAGCAUUUCCUAUGGAUUCUGUCUAUUUAGGGGAGGAAAUUCUGCGUUGCUUAACUCCGAUAAAUCACAUCACCAGUCAAAUCAACUUCCUGCACUCCAACCCCAUUUCCACUCUUGGCAGCCCUCAACGUACCAAGCGGGAAAGAAUUCAUGAAGUGAUUCCUUUUUUGGUUAAAAUAUUAACAGGAAACAGCACAGAAAUGGGAACUUACACGAGAAUGCUCACUGAUCUCACUUUAGACACUUUGUGGGAAAGUUUAAAAAGGAACCAUGAGGGCGUUUUAAGCCUGUUGCUGACAACUGCUCAGCUUCCUUGUAACCUUUCAGAAACCAUAGCCACAGGGGCAGAGGCGUCUUAUGGAACCAGAAGUGACAAUGGAGAUGAUUUAAGUGGGUUAUUUUCCAACACGUCCUUGGUUCAGAAUAUAACUUGUCAUCAACUUGAAAAAGCGAUCCAGGUGGUGCUAGCCAGAGUGGGAUUCUCGAGGCUCCUCCCGAACAGCUCUCAGGGGAUAAACUCUCUCGGCAUUUUGUUGCGGCCAGCUUCUGACAUUUUUGCUAAUGCAACUGCUGGGAAGAAUGGUGCCUUGGCAGGAGAGGACAGGACCACGAAAGAGACGAUGGGUUUCCCUCAUAGUUGCAAACCGUCAUCCAGUUUCAAGAAACACCUGAAGCGAUUAAUAACAUUGAUUGAAAACUGGCAAGAAGUCUUGCUGACAGACUCAAGUGCUGUGGAGGUGUGUCGAGUCUUCCGGCAGCUGGAGGAGCCCUCGGAGGCCGCGGCAAUGCUGCAGAGAGCGGAGAUGGUGGUUCUGCGCACGCUCAUCAUCCUUGCAGAAAAACCCUUCUUGGUGAAGGAGAUUUUGUGUGCAGCUCUGAGCUGUGAGCAAGGAGGAACGCGGUAUCUGAUCUUAUCCAUCAUCCAAGGGGUCACGCUGAUGCAUGACCUCUACCAGGAAACUGAGAAGAUAUGGCGCUCGCCCGGGCAGCUGAAUUGUGAAAGUCUUAGCAGGAAUCUUUCGGGCAUCUUGGAAAGCUUCAGAAGCCACUUGGAAAAUGCCACAGAGCAGGAGUGCGGGUGCCGGCCCCCGCUGCGGACCGUCCAGCAGGGCGUGCUCGGGUUGGCCAGAAGUCUUGGUGAGACUUGGUUGUCGAAGAACCCCAUUAUGACUUUCCUUAGUGAUCUCACAGUCACUCAGGCCGUGAAAGUGAAAGAUUUGAUGAGGAACAUGACCAGGUUAACCCAAGAGCUUCGGUCUUCUGUCCACAUCUCCGAGGAAACCAUCCACAGCAUUUUGGAAGCAAAUAUUUCCCACUCGAAGGUGCUCCCCAGCGCCCUCACAGUGGCUUUGUCUGGAGAGUGCAGCCGAGAACUACUCCGUCUCCUGCUGACCUUUCCCGAGGACGAACAAUCUGGGUCUGCGGCCACAGAGCUCUGUGGGCUGCCUGGGUCAAAAGUGUUUACCCUGAUCGUGGUUCUGAGCCGGAACCUGGAUCUGCGCACUUUUGUCUACAAGACUCUGAUCCCGCCUGAAGCCAGUGGCCUGCUCAGCUCCCUGCUGGACUUGGUCUCCAGCCUCAGCUCUGUACUUAGCAAAGCCCAGCAUGUCCUCAAACACCUUCCUGGAUUUCUUCACGCCUUGAAAAUUAAUGCUCUGCUAGGGAUGGUGGACUCUGAGCAGGCUUCACAGCAUGACCAGGCCAGAAACUCAGCUUUUGGUUCUUUCCAGUCUGUGAUGAGCAUGGUCUGCCAGGACCAAGCGUCUUUCCUUAGCAGUUCAAACACUUUCCUGAAUUUGCCCAGCAUUGACCAGCUCUUGGAAGACGACAAGGAAAAAUUCAACAUCCCUGAAGAUUCCACACCAUUUUGCCUGAAGCUUUAUGAGGAAAUUCUGCAGUCUCCCAACGGCGCAUUGGUGUGGUCCUUCCUCAAACCCAUAUUACACGGACAAAUACUCUAUGCACCAGACAUCCCAGCGAUUAAUAAGGUCAUUCAGAAGGCUAAUUACACUUUUUAUUUUGUGGACAAGUUAAAAACUUUAUCAGAAACAUUGCUGAAGACGUUCAGCCUUUUCCAGGGAAGCGGAAAUGGACGGAUGUUCAACCAGCUGCAGCCUUCUCAGGAACUUGAAUACCUUUUCCAAGUACUUGAUGAAGCUGGAAGAUUCCUGAACAACGUGGGAUUCUUUUUUCCGCUGAUAAUGAUGUUGACUUGGAUGGUGUCCGUGGCCAGCAUGGUCCGAAAGCUGGUGUACGAGCGGGAGAUCCAGAUAGAAGAGUACCUGCGAAUGAUGGGAGUGCACCCGGCCGUCCACUUCCUGGCCUGGUUCCUGGAGAACAUGGCCAUGCUGACCCUGAGCAGUGCCACCGUGGCCAUCAUUCUGAAAACCAGCGGCAUCUUCGCACACAGCAAUGCGUUCAUCCUCUUCCUUUUCCUCCUGGAUUUUGGGGUGUCGGCUGUCAUGCUGAGUUACCUCCUGAGUGCAUUUUUCAGCCAAGCUAACACUGCUGCCCUGUGCACCAGCCUGGCCUAUCUCAUCAGCUUUCUGCCCUACAUAAUCCUGCUCGUCCUGCACAACCAGCUAAGCUUGGCCAUCCAGACGUUUUUGUGCCUCCUCUCGACCACCGCCUUUGGACAAGGAGUGUUUUUCAUUACGUUCCUGGAAGGACAAGAGGCAGGGAUCCAGUGGAAUAAUAUGUACCAGCCUCCGGAACCAGGGAGCAUGACAUUUGGCUGGGUUUGCUGGAUGAUUCUGUUUGAUUCAAGCCUUUAUUUUUUAUGUGGAUGGUACCUGAGCAACUUGAUUCCUGGAGCUUUCGGUUUGCGGAAACCGUGGUAUUUCCCUCUAACUGCGGCAUACUGGAAGAGCGUGUGUGGCUUGGUGGGAAACCAGUGGCGUUCUCUAAGUCCUAGCCUGUUCUUCUUCAGCGAGGACUCUGGCAGUAAAGAGUCAUCCCAGCAAGACGGGGGAGGGGAGCCUGCAGGAGCCGCCCUGGUGUCUGUCACCAAGAAGUACGAGGGCCACAAGGUGGCAGUGCAAGAUUUGACCCUCACCUUCCACAGGGGCCAGAUCACGGCCUUCUUGGGGACCAACGGCGCUGGGAAGACCACCAUCAUUUCCAUGUUGACUGGGCUCUACCCUCCUACUUCCGGAACCAUCCUCAUCAACGGCAAGAACCUGCAGACAGACUUGUCCAGCGUCCGAGCAGAGCUGGGGGUGUGUCCUCAGCGGGACGUCCUCCUGGACAACCUCACUGUCCGGGAGCAUCUGCAGCUCUUUGGAUCCAUAAAGGCUCCACAGUGGACCAAGCAGGAGCGACAGCGGCAAGUCAAUAAAACUCUUGAGGAUGUCGGGCUAAUGCGGCACCAGCACAAACAAACCCGGGCCCUGUCUGGAGGCACAAAGAGGAAGCUGUCCAUCGCCAUAGCUUUCCUGGGCCAGUCAAGCACCGUGGUCCUGGAUGAGCCCACCAGCGGGGUGGACCCUUGCUCCCGCCGCAGCCUCUGGGACAUCCUGCUCAAGUACCGGGAAGGUCGCACCAUCAUCUUCACCACCCACCACCUGGACGAGGCGGAGCUGCUCAGUGACCGCGUGGCCAUCCUCCAGCAAGGGCGGCUCAGGUGCUGCGGGCCUCCCUUCUGCCUGAAGGAGACAUAUGGCCAGGGGCUCAGCCUGACGCUGGCAAAGCAGCCAUCUGCAACGGAAGCCCACAGUCUCAAGGAUACAGCCCGCCUUACAGCCCUGAUCCAGGCCUACGUCCCCCAAGCCGUCCUCAGAGGCAGCAGUGGGCGCGAGCUGACCUACACUCUCCCGCAGGAUGCAGAUAAGGCCUGCUUCAAGGGGCUCUUCCAGGCCCUGGACCAGAGUCUGCAACCCCUGCAUCUCUCAGGCUACGGGAUCUCGGCCCCCACCUUGGAAGAGGUGUUUUUGAUGCUUUUGGAAGAUCCCAACAAGAAAUUACACACUGCCCCAGGCACCAAGUUAGAGCCUCAGAGCCAGAGACCCGCUGGGCCAUUCCCUGACUCCUCUGGCUCUGCUGUGCAGACUUCACCUCAACGAACCCUACCUGUGUCGGCCCACGGCCACCAACUACUCCUUGCGCAGAUGUCCGCACUCCUGAGGAAGCGACUGCUCUGCACGUGCAGAGCCUGGAAGAACACAGCCUGUGACCUGCUGCUGCCCGUCCUCUUUGUGGCCUUGGCCAUGGGCUUGUUCAUGGUGCAGCCUCUGGCCACCGACUACCCUCCCCUGCAAAUGGCACCGGGCCACUAUGAGAGUGCGGAGACAUACUUUUUCAGUAGCGGGACCGAUGACAUGAACCUCACCCCUGUGCUCUUGCGGAAGUUCAGAGGUCAGGGCCCUCCCUGUGCUGAUCCGGACCCAGAUCCGAUGAAUUCUUCAUGUUGGCACCGGGAUCCCUUGUCUCCCUCGGAAUUCCAGGAUUCCUGUGGCUGCCUGAAAUGUCCAAAUAGAAGUACCGGGGCGCCCUACCAGACCAACCGCCUGGGCCACACCCUGUUCAAUCUCUCCGAAUUCCCGGUGGAGCAGGACUUACUGGUGCCGUCUGAAAAGCCAAGCCUUGGAGGCUGGUCUUUCGGAGUGCGGGUCCCCGGCGAAGUUCAAGAUGAGAACGCAAACACCUCAAAACCAAGAACUCUGGCAAAGGUGUGGUAUAAUCAGAAGAGCUUUCACUCCCUGCCUUCCUACUUAAAUCAUCUGAACAACCUUAUUCUGUGGAGACACUUGCCCCCUGGUGUGGACUGGAGGCGAUACGCAAUAACUCUGUACAGCCACCCGUACGGAGGGGCCUUGCUGAAUGAAGACAAGAUCCUGGAGAGCAUCCGGCAGUGCGGUGUGGCCCUGUGCAUCGUGCUGGGAUUCUCCAUCCUGUCUGCAUCCAUCGGGAGCAACGUGGUGAGGGACAGGGUGACUGGAGCCAAGAGGUUGCAGCACAUAAGUGGCCUUGGCUACAGGACGUACUGGGUCACUCACUUCCUGUAUGACAUGCUCUUCUACUUGGUUUCCGUGGGCCUGUGUGUCGCCGUCAUCGUCACCUUCCAGCUCACGGCCUUCACGUUCCGCGAGAACCUGGCCGCCACGGCGCUCCUGCUGGCGCUUUUCGGAUAUGCAACACUUCCAUGGAUGUAUCUGAUGUCCGGAGUCUUCUCCAGUUCGGACGUGGCUUUCAUCUCCUACAUCUCCUUGAACUUCAUCUUUGGCCUCUGCACCAUGCUGAUGACGACCAUGCCCCGGCUCCUGGCCAUCAUCUCCAAAGCCCAGAAUUUACAGAACAUCUAUGAUAUCCUUAAGUGGGUCUUCACGAUUUUCCCCCAGUUCUGCCUUGGUCAAGGGCUGAUAGAACUCUGCUAUAAUCAAAUCAAGUAUGACCUGACCCACAACUUUGGCAUUGACUCCUACGCGAGUCCCUUUGACAUGCAGUUCCUGGGCUGGAUCUUCGUGGAAUUGGCCUUGCAAGGCACGGUUCUCCUCCUGCUGAGGGUUCUGCUGCACGGGGACCUUCUUCGCUGGUCAGGGGGUCACGCUGCUGUCCAAAGCACCGGCAAGUGUUCUGCGGACCCAGACGUUGAAAAAGAGCAAAGGAGGGUGCUGGAAGGAAAGACCGAUGGAGACAUUCUGGUGCUGCACAACCUGAGUAAAAGUUACAGAAGCUUUUUUAGGAAGACCACCGCUGUGCAAGAUAUCAGUCUGGGGAUCCCAAGAGGAGAGUGCUUUGGGCUCCUGGGUGUGAACGGAGCUGGGAAGAGCACGACCUUCAAAAUGCUGAACGGUGACGUCUCCCCAAGUUCAGGCCACGCUGUCGUAAGGACGCCUACUGGAGCUGCCGUGGGUCUGACUUCUGCCGGCCAGGCGGGCAUCGUCAUCGGCUACUGUCCACAGCAGGAUGCCCUGGAUGAGCUCCUGACCGCGUGGGACCAUCUCCACUACUACUGCAGCCUCCGAGGACUCCCAAGGGAGCGCAUCCCUGAGGUGGCUGCAGACCUUGUGAGGUGCUUACACCUCGAAGCCCAUGCAGACAAACGUGUGGCCACCUACAGUGGGGGGACCAAGAGGAAGCUCUCCACAGCCCUGGCCCUGGUGGGCAAACCUGACAUCCUAUUAUUGGACGAGCCCAGCUCCGGAAUGGACCCCUGCUCCAAGCGCUACCUGUGGCAGACGAUACAGCAGGAGGUCAGGCAGGGCUGCGCCGCGGUGCUCACCUCACACAGCAUGGAAGAGUGUGAGGCGCUCUGCACCAGACUGGCCAUCAUGGUGGAUGGCAGCUUCCGGUGUCUCGGCUCCCCUCAGCACAUUAAAGACCGGUUUGGUGAUGGUUAUACGGUCAAAGUUUGGCUCGCUAAGGAAGAAAAUCAACCUAGCACUAUUUCUGACUGCUUGAAACUCCACUUUCCAGGAAUCCAGUUUAAGGGACAGCGCCUUAAAUUGUUGGAAUAUCACGUACCGAAAAGAUGGGGGUGCUUAGCUGACUUGUUCAGAGUUCUAGAGAACAAUAAGGACUUCUUGCAUAUCGAGCAUUACUCCAUUAACGAGACCACGCUGGAACAGGUAUUUGUUAAUUUUGCUACUGAGGAGGAGCGCCCUCUGCACGCUACUCUGGAUUCGCCCACCGAGGGUCACCGCCCAUCUCACCUGCCUGUGUAGCCAGUAAAGGAACAGAUCCUGGUGUUUUGUUGUGUUGGAUGCCCAAGCUUCAAACAGCAAUGCACCUGAGAACACAGAGGGCAUCCAGCCUUCGUCUCUCCUUCUUUGUCCAUUUCUGAGACUCUUGAUUAAUAACCUGCAGACUGAAAGGUCAUUCUUUUCUGUAGACUUUUGGAUAGCUCCACACCCCGACAGGGGUUAUACAGUUGCCAGGCUGGGUGGGUACUGAAUUCUUUGGGAUGAAGGUGCAGAUAUGUAGACAGCGUUCAAGCUGAGACUCCCUGGGUGUGAAACCUGAUCCCACUUGAUCUUACAAGGUUAACUUUUGCUUUGAAAGACACGGAGCUCCUCCCCGACACUGUUCGCAAACUUUCCCAACUUGCUUGUGUUGAGAACAUCGUCAAGGGCUGUUUCCUAUUUUUGCCAUCUUCCCACUAGACCUGCCUGCAUGGUUUUAAAUAAAAAGUAAAAACUCAGUGACUUUUUUUGGCUUUUUGAGACAGGAUCUCGCCAUGCAGUUCAG
This is a messenger RNA of Chinchilla lanigera (long-tailed chinchilla), 15000 nucleotides long. RefSeq names its product ATP-binding cassette, sub-family A (ABC1), member 13 (gene Abca13). The record is from RefSeq and is a predicted model, not a curated record. Gene Ontology annotation, cellular component: intracellular membrane-bounded organelle; membrane. NCBI's taxonomy places the organism in Eukaryota, Metazoa, Chordata, Mammalia, Rodentia, Chinchillidae. The coding region runs from base 18 to 14477 and encodes 4819 amino acids. Gene Ontology annotation, biological process: transmembrane transport; lipid transport. Gene Ontology annotation, molecular function: ABC-type transporter activity; ATP hydrolysis activity; lipid carrier activity. The transcript has 59 exons.